Molecule: messenger RNA, 1953 nt
Organism: Clunio marinus
Lineage: Eukaryota; Metazoa; Arthropoda; Insecta; Diptera; Chironomidae
Source: the annotation of a GenBank genome assembly
UUUUAUUAAAUUGAGAAAUAAUGUACAAAUUAAGAAUUUUACCUUUUAGUUACACAAUAAAAUCAGUUCGAUGUCUUCAUUAUGGACAAGCAAAUGUAUUAAAAUCGAAUAUCAAUCGAAAUUCUGAUGAAUAUCAGGAAAACUUCAACGCAUUAUCGUCAAUUGUAAACAAUCUUCGAAUUAUAACGCAAAAUGUGUUAAAAACAGAUGAAACCGCCAUCAAGAGACACACGUCAAAAGGAAAAUUGUUGGUUCGUGAGAGAAUUUCAAAACUUCUUGAUCCCGGCUCACCAUUUCUUGAGUUAUCUCAACUUGCUGGAUAUGAAAUGUAUGGUAAAGAAGUUGUCAAUUCUGGUGGAAUCAUUACUGGUGUUGGGAAAAUUUGUGGACAGCUAACGAUGAUUGUUGGCAAUGAUGCAACUGUCAAAGGCGGUUCUUACUACCCAAUAACAGUAAAGAAGCAUCUAAGAGCUCAGGAAAUUGCGCAAGAAAAUCGUCUACCUUGCAUCUAUCUUGUUGAUUCAGGAGGUGCCAAUCUUCCACGUCAAAGCGACGUCUUUCCUGACAAAAAUCAUUUCGGUCGAAUAUUUUUCAAUCAAGCGAAUUUGUCAUCUGCUGGCAUUGCACAAAUAGCUGUGGUGUUAGGAAGUUGUACAGCAGGUGGUGCUUAUGUUCCAGCUAUGGCUGAUGAAUCUAUCAUUGUGAAGAAUCAAGGAACAAUUUUCUUAGCUGGUCCACCUCUCGUCAAAGCAGCGACUGGAGAAGAAGUUUCAGCUGAAGAUCUCGGUGGAGCUGAUCUUCAUUGCAAGACUUCUGGUGUCACAGAUCAUUAUGCUGUUGACGAUGAACAUGCUUUAUAUCUCGCAAGACAAAUCGUUGCUAAUCUUAAUCUUCCAGAUACAAAUCGCUAUGACGACAAUCUCAAGUGGGAUUAUUCAGUGUCUCGAGGCGGCAACGAAAUCAAAGUUUCCGAUGUCGAAGAACCUGCAUACGAUCCUUCUGAACUCUACGGAAUCGUCGGUUCAUCGUUAACAAAGAAUUUUGAUGUUCGUGAAGUUAUCGCGAGAAUUGUUGACGGUUCGAGAUUUCAAGAAUUCAAAAAACUUUAUGGUGAGUCGUUGGUGUGUGGAUUUGCAAAGCUUUAUGGGAAAACGAUUGGAAUUGUUGGUAAUAAUGGUGUGUUGUUCAGUGAGUCUGCUCUUAAAGGAGCUCACUUCAUUCAAUUGUGUGGUCAACGGAAUAUUCCGCUUCUCUUCCUUCAAAACAUCACGGGAUUCAUGGUUGGUCGUGAAGCAGAAUCCCAAGGGAUUGCUAAGAAUGGUGCGAAGAUGGUGAAUGCUGUAGCAACAGCGCGUGUUCCUAAAUUGACUGUCAUCAUUGGUGGAUCUUAUGGUGCUGGUAAUUAUGGCAUGUGUGGAAGAGCUUACUCGCCAAGAUUCCUUUACAUGUGGCCAAAUGCAAAGAUUUCAGUCAUGGGCGGUGCUCAAGCUGCUGGGGUUCUCGCUCAAAUCACUGAAGAUCAAUACAAAAGGUCGGGCAAAGAAUGGACACAAGAAGUUGGUGACAAGAUUAAAGCGCCAAUCAUCAAGCAAUUCGAAGAAGAAAGUUCAGCUUAUUAUUCAUCAGCUCGUCUAUGGGAUGAUGGAAUAAUCGAUCCAAUUGACACGAGAAAAGUUCUCGGAUUGUCACUUGCAGCAGCUCUUAAUGCUCCAAUCCAACCAACUCAUCACGGAGUCUUCCGAAUGUAAACAAACAGACUUUCCAUGACUGAAAGCAUUUACAACGAAAUUUGAUGCAUUUAUUAGACAAUUAAGAAAAAAAUGUUGAGGACCAAGUCCCCCGCCCCCGCAAUAUCCCAAAGUCAAAAAUUUCUUUUAAUUUUUAAUGAUUUUAUUUUAAUGAAGUUUCAUUCUUUUCAUAAUUUGAAAUAAAAAAAAAAGAAUUAAAAAUUAA